Humulus lupulus (European hop) is the source of this 477-nucleotide messenger RNA. Its product is annotated as proline-rich extensin-like protein EPR1. Lineage: Eukaryota; Viridiplantae; Streptophyta; Magnoliopsida; Rosales; Cannabaceae. The transcript has a single exon. The record is from RefSeq and is a predicted model, not a curated record. Bases 1 to 477 code for a protein of 158 amino acids.
AUGUCUUCCUCUCAAUUAUUCUUAGUGUUUCUCCUCGGAGUUGCACUCUUUGCCACUCAAUCAACUCUCGCCGAUUACUCUAAGCCUCCAGUUUACCCACCAAAGACUCCCAUCUACAAGCCUCAUCCUCCUCCCGUGGAGAAGCCCACUAAGCCACCACCAACCCCGGUGUAUGUCAAGCCUAAGCCACCACCAACCCCGGUGUAUGUUAAGCCUAAGCCACCACCGACCCCGGUGUACGUGAAGCCUAAGCCACCACCGACCCCGGUGUAUGUCAAGCCUAAGCCACCACCGACCCCGGUGUAUGUCAAGCCUAAGCCACCACCAACUCCAGUUUACGUGAAACCAAAGCCACCACCGACCCCAGUUUACGUGAAGCCUCCUCCUACGGAGAAGCCUAAGCCACCACCGAGUUACGGUCGCCACCCCGGACACCCUCCGGUUUAUGGGAAGCCCCCGAGUCCUGGCCAUUAUUGA